AACACACCGGCAUGCGUGGCCGCGGCCCAGUUCAGCAUCGUGAUGUCGACGGGUCAACUCUCGCCUUUCGUCAUAACGCCACAUGGCACCCAGAAGUUGCUGGUGAUGAUUUUGGACUAUGGUUCUUGUGGCUAUGCGCCGUCCUUGACAGAGGACGACGUUCGCAACGUGUUCUUGGGGCCCAACAAGGAUGGCCGAGGCGGUGUCGCGCAGAAGUACUCCGACUGCUCAUACGGCAAGUUUGGCCUGAACACAACCGCCUUCAUGGCGGUUCGCGUCAGCGUACCCUGCUCUACCGCCGUCACCAGCUCCUGCAGCUGGUGGGCCAUUUCCCAGGGUGCCGAUGCCGCGACCAAGAGUCUGAUCGGCCUUGCGGCUUUCUCCAGCUUCCCGUACUUCACAUACGUGCUGCCUCCGGGGUUGCAGAGCGUGUGCGCCUGGGCGGGCCUGGCUUUGUUACCCGGGCGCCAGACAUGGCUGCAGAGCAGCGGCUACGGAGUCCAGCGCUGGGCGACGGUGAUGCAGGAAGGCAUUCACAACUACGGUGGCCUGUGGCACUCCUGGCGCAACGGCUGGGAAUACGAGGACUACUCGACCGCCAUGGGCCGUGGAGAUGCCUGCCCCAACGUCGCGGAGACAUCCCGACUGGGCUGGGCCACACCCGCCGUCGGCGGUGGCGCCAUUAACUCCGGCGUCCUGAAGACCGCCGGCAGUGUC
Molecule: messenger RNA, 717 nt
Organism: Volvox carteri f. nagariensis
Lineage: Eukaryota; Viridiplantae; Chlorophyta; Chlorophyceae; Chlamydomonadales; Volvocaceae
Gene: vmp40
Product: metalloproteinase, extracellular matrix glycoprotein VMP40
Exons: 2
Source: RefSeq, a predicted model, not a curated record